Penicillium griseofulvum is the source of this 1083-nucleotide messenger RNA. RefSeq lists its product as uncharacterized. Lineage: Eukaryota; Fungi; Ascomycota; Eurotiomycetes; Eurotiales; Aspergillaceae. The record is from RefSeq and is a predicted model, not a curated record. The coding region runs from base 1 to 1083 and encodes 360 amino acids. The transcript is spliced from 6 exons.
AUGGCAUACAACGUUACAACAGAGCUGUUCGCAGAAUGGGCUGUAGGGCUUGCCAUCAUUGCAGUUCGCAUUUACGCACGCUGGAAACAUGGAAAGGGCAAGUUCUACUGGGAUGAUCUAUGUCUAGGGUUUGCCACGAUAUUUUGGACAAUGCAUACCGUCUUCCUCUACCUCUGUACGGAUGUAUACGGAUCGAAUAUUGGUCUCAACGAGAAAACGGCAAUGGAAGUUCCAGACAGCCAAGUAGCAACACUACGAACCGGUUCCAUCCACGCAUUUAUUGCCUGGCUCUCUUAUGUCUUCAUGGUGUGGUCAUUCAAAGGGGUCUUGAUGUUCUUCUACAACAGAUUGACAAUGGGUCUCUGGCAGCACCGCUUAACUAUGGCCGUUGGAGCCUUCUGUAUCUGCACAUUCAUCGCCUCAUUAUUUUUCCACGUCUUUAUCUGUGAGCCCGUACAAUCGAGUUGGCAAAUCAAACCAUAUCCCGGAGAUAACUGUACUAUACGCCCAUUAAACUAUAUCGUCAUCGAGAGUCUCAGCAUCACAACCGACGUUGCAAUUAUGACAAUCCCCAUUCCCCUCGUGAUAGCAGCCCGUAUCCCCGUCUCCCAAAAGCUUCUCCUAUGUCUUCUCUUCUCGUCCGGAAUCUUCGUCAUGAUCGCCGCCUUCCUCCGCGCCUACUAUUCCGUCAAGGACAUCUCCGAACUAUCAACCGCCCUAGGCUGGGCGUCUCGCGAAGCCCUCGUCUCCGUGAUAACAAUCUGCGCACCGGGAAUUAAACCACUUUUCAGCAGCUCGCGCUGGUUCUCUUCGAAGGGCAGCUCAAAUCAUACCAGUCGGACGCCGAAACAAAACGGUAUGUUUACUUCUUCGAGGAGUCAGGGGGAUGUAUAUGGUAAACAUCCGUAUGAGCUGUCCUCGUUCGGGUGGGGGAAGUCACGGCGGGAUUCGACGGGCGAGAGUCAGCAGCAUAUUGUUGUUGAUAUGAGUAGGAGUGGAGAGGACUCGAUAGAACAUGAUAAGGAGGGAAUUGUGGUUACUACGGAUGUUACUCUCUCUGAGGAACAACGUUCUCGGAAAUAG